AUGCCUCGACCCAAAGUACCUGCCGUCUCGAGGCAAACAAUACGGAGCGCCUUCGAGGACCUUGAGAAUGUAAUCACACCACAGGACUCCAGAGACUACCAUGACUAUUCUCUAGAGCGCGUUCGAAAAGAGGCACUUAACAUCGAGAAUCAGCUCGCUUCUCGUGGAUGGCUCCGCAACAUGCGGCGUUUAAAACCUCUUUUCACUGGACUCGAGCAUUAUUCCAAGGUUGUUGAUACGCUCUGCAAUGGGACACCAUACUUGCCGUGGAUCUGGGCUCCUAUCACUCUGAUCUUGAGGAUUGCGUCUGAACACAUUGAGUCGUUCGACUCCCUGAUCGGAGCAUACGGCCGAAUCGGGAGCUCCUUGCAACGAUUUGAGGUCCUCCGCAAGUCGUUCCUUGGGGACCCGAGGUUCCAUGAAGCAACGGCCGCAUUUUAUGCGGAUAUCCUCGAAUUUCAUAAGCACGCUUACAAAUUUGUGCGGCGUAGUGGUUGGAAGUUGCUUUUCGCCACCUCGUGGGGAAGAUUCCAAAGACGCUUCAACCAUAUACUAGAAGACAUGAAAAAUCAUGAAGACCUGAUUGAUCGAUUGGUCAACGCAAUAGACAUUUCGGAGGCACGACAGAUGCGUCAAGAUCUGCUCUCAUGGAGAGAGCAGAAGCUCCAAGAGAUGAGCGAUGAAGAUGAAAAACAAUCGGCCCAAGAGUUUCGAGCCAUCCAAUCGUGGUUACGGAUGAACGAAUGCGAUCAACUAGCCAUCUUUGAAUCCACGGCCGGCCAAGGCAAUAGGUACCCAGGGACAUGUCAAUGGAUCCUGAACAACACCAAAAUUAAUUCUUGGUUGCAAGAAUCACCCCAAACGCCUAUCCUCUGGCUGUCAGGAAUAGCAGGCUCUGGGAAGAGUGUGAUUUCGUCGCAGCUGGUCAACUUUAUAACGUCGCGUAACGGUAUUGUACUUCAUCAUUUCUGCACAAAUGCGUCUGUUAUGUCUUCCGAGUAUGACCAAGUCCUCAAGUCUCUCCUCGAACAACUACUACGCCACGACGGGGACUUAACAACCAACGUCUACCACGAGUAUGUUCUUAAGAAGCAAGUGGCAGCCGUUGCGAUCUUGGAGCAGUUACUACAGACCCUCUUGAACACCUCUGCCGAAGACCCGCGUCAACGUGGCUACAUUUGGAUUGUCGUGGACGGUGUGGAUGAGCUUCGCGAUCAUUCUCCAAAUUCACAAGCUCGGUUGCUGAAUUUCAUCAAGCAGAUUGUCUCGAAGACUAACGCUUCGGAAAAUGCGACCUGCAAAGCAUUGAUCUCCGCUCGUCCAUCUACUACCAUAUCCCAUGUGCUCCGGCAGAAACCGACAGUCUCCCUCACGGAGGAGAAGAAAAGCCUAGCUUUGGCAAUUCAAGAGUAUGCUUUACAGAGACUAGGCUCUUUGGGCAACCGAUUUGAGCAACUGGGGUUGAGCGCUCUUGAGAUAGAGAGUUUUGGCCAACAGAUAUCACAUAAAUCAGACGGAAUGUUCCUGUACGCCCGGCUGGUCCUGGAUUUCAUUAGUAGCAAUAUCUUCGUCCGCGGAGACGAGUUGAGGAAUGCGGUUAACCAGUUACCCCGGGAGCUUUCUUCUUUAGAACACGUCCGAAAGGAACACGACACAGCCACACCACCCAAGCCACUCCGCCGGGUCAAGUCGACAAUCAACAGGGGAGAGCGCCGUCAGGCACCUAUGGCACCUAUUUUUGACGCUCCAGUCACGGCGAAUGGAGGUUCCGUGCCUUAUCCAUCCUCAGCUGAAGACCAGAACGGCGCUCCUCUUCAAUACUACCAGGUCCAGAGAAUGUUUGGGGAGCAAGAAGACAAAAGCGCUAUUACGGCGAAGGAAGAGCAGGAUGAGUGGUCAAAGAGUGUACCUGAGAACAGAAGCCAAGUGCAGAUGGACAAAGCAGCUGCCCGAAUGCAAGCACAAAAAGAGCGCUUGUCGGCAGUUCAGCAGCGAGAGAGACAAAUGUUGGCGCAGGGGAUGUACGGUACGAACGUGCCAGGAGGAAACCAGACGAUGAACAACAUGCAAAUCGAUCCUACGCAUACGGCACAGUCCAAAACGAUGAAGCAGGAGCCAGCUCUGGGGCAUCUGCCCAAGUACGACCCUGAGCAGAAGCAGUUGACCGAUGCGGACAAGCAGAGGAUACAGGCGCUGGCUCAGAUCCUGAUGCAGGAGGCAAGUGAUGCCCAGAAACAACAGAUGAUGCAGAAUCUUCGGCUGCCCCCUCAGAGACUUGCACAAAUGCGAGCGGAAGGCAAGAAUCCUCUGGCAAUGUUGUUCCAACAAGAGGCGACUAAAAGCUUCAGUGGUAUGACCGGCGGAACUGCACUGGAAAGCCUAGAUAAAGGGGCAUCUUUGUCCACGGGGCUGAAGAGCGGCGUUGUUAGAAUGAUUUACUUUGGCACCUUCCUGGUUCCUGAGGGGUUUCGAACCUCACCUAGAGGGACUCGGGAUAACAUGGUGCCUGAGAUGAAGACAGACCUUGAGACUGGAGUCAUUAUCGUCGCCGCCGAGUAUGCAAAGGAGGUGUUCUAUCAGGAUGUCGACUACAAAUCUGUUGCCGGGCUUUUGCUCUCUGAAUAA
Messenger RNA from Diaporthe citri, 2625 nucleotides. RefSeq lists its product as uncharacterized. NCBI's taxonomy places the organism in Eukaryota, Fungi, Ascomycota, Sordariomycetes, Diaporthales, Diaporthaceae. The record is from RefSeq and is a predicted model, not a curated record. Bases 1 to 2625 code for a protein of 874 amino acids. The transcript is spliced from 7 exons.